CAGAUCAGUUGCUGAUGUGUUUUGCCUCUGAUCGCUUGUUUACCUGCUUUCCAACUACCUGCGUUUUGUUUCAUCAUGUCAAAGCCGAUCUUGUACUACGAUGAUCGCAGCCCACCAGUGCGCAGCUGUCUUAUGCUAAUAAAGAUGCUUAACAUAGAUGUGGAGUUGCGUUUUGUUGAUUUAUUCAAAGGCGCUCAAUUUCAGCAAGACUUCUUAAAGUUAAAUCCGCAGCACAGCGUGCCAACAUUGGUGCAUGGGGAGCUGGUGCUGACUGACAGUCAUGUGAUAUUGAUACACUUGGUGGAGCAAUUUGAUGCGGAUGGCACACUGUGGCCUCGGGACUACCAAGCACGCAUGAAGGUGCUUAAUCGCCUGUUCUUUGAGUGCUCCAUGCUCUUUCGCCGUGACAGUGAUUUAAUGUCGGAAAUCGUGCGCAAGCAGUAUGCCAAUGUCGAUGUGAGCUACCACAAGCGCAAACUAACAGAGGCGUAUGGUAUGCUGGAGCAGUAUCUGGCGGAGCAGGCAUAUAUGGCUGGCCAACAGCUGACGCUUGCCGAUUUAUCUAUUGUGACCACACUGAGUACAGUGAAUCUCAUAUUUCCCGUGGCGUUGGAGCCGCACAGCUGGCCGCAUUUGGAGCGCUGGCUUACCACAAUGCAGCAACUGGAUGCCUAUGAUGUGAAUCGUAUUGGUCUCAAAAAGCUGCAACAGAUUGUGUCCGAGCUGGGGCAGUUCAAAUUUCCACUUGAUGCGGAGUAAAUACAAAUUGCGGCAUAAUCGGGGAUGCAAAUCGCCCAAAGGCUAAAGCAGGUUUGAGUUAAAAAGUAUUAAAUAAAUCAAUCACAUAAUAAAUGGAAAUGGUUGA
Drosophila busckii is the source of this 865-nucleotide messenger RNA. RefSeq names its product glutathione S-transferase E14 (gene GstE14). The transcript is spliced from 4 exons. The coding region runs from base 76 to 759 and encodes 227 amino acids. The record is from RefSeq and is a predicted model, not a curated record. NCBI's taxonomy places the organism in Eukaryota, Metazoa, Arthropoda, Insecta, Diptera, Drosophilidae. Gene Ontology annotation, biological process: glutathione metabolic process. Gene Ontology annotation, molecular function: glutathione transferase activity.